GCGGACGACAAGUUGACAAAAAUUGUACAAAGUAUAACCACUUUUAUUUCUUAAUUCGGUACAUCCUAUGUCGUAAAUAUGUCUAAAUCCAAAAGAGGAAAGAGUGCUUCGACUAAUGAAAUAAGUAAAUGGGAAGCUGAGUUCAGCCAAGCACCUUUUAACGAGGAGUCCUGGAGGUCUUUUGUGUUUUUUAUCGCGCCCAACAAGCAAGAAGACAAUGCAUAUGUUGAUGUUUUAUCUGACGUGGUGUCUACUGGACUCAGGAAAAUGUUUAGUGUUGUCACGGAAGAAGGACUCAUGAAAGAUGUGAGGGAUUUUGGAAAAGUACAAACAGGAGGAAAAGGAAAAGGAGCACCAGCAACCAAAGCACCUGCGUUUUCUGAAGUAUGUGAACAGGCCAAGGCAGUCCUUGAUCAGGGAGAGACUAUUCUGCCUUCAAUGAUGGCUAAGCUUGUCAAAUUCAAAUUACUUCAAAUAAAACAGAAGGAUUUGGACCGAAGAGAAGAGGAGAGAAAGGCAGCAAAAGCUGCAGAAUCAGCUAAGAAAGAUGACAAAGGAAAGAAAUCUAGGAGCCCUUCAGGUAAAAGUAGGUCCAAGUCACCAGGAAAGAAGAAAGGAAAGAAGGAUGCAGACUUGCCGCCAUCACCAAAGAAGGAUACUAAACUGAAGAAAAGGGGCGAUGUGGAAGACACCUUUAAGGCUAUUGAUGAUGAACCAGAUGAUGAAGGUAGUCCACAGCACUAUGUCUUGAUCCACGGCAUUUGGAUGGCUCCUGUCAUUAAUUACAUGGCAGAAUUAGGCAUCAACAUUGAUGCCAUCAUCUGCAUUAAGUCUGAAACUUAUGACAAAAAGGAAGAAGUAAAAGGAACGGAAGAACAGCAAGCUACUGAGGAACAGGAUCCAGAGGUGUUAGAAAAGGCCAUGAAAGAAGAAGAAGAAAGAGCAAAAAAGUUAGAAAAGGACAAACAACUCCAGACCUUUUGGAUUGAAACUGAUAACAUUGUCCUUAACGCUCAGUCAGGCAACAAGUUGAAAGACAUAGCCAAGUAUGAGGUGAUGGUUAAGGACAAAGAUAUACCCGAGGUUAGCCUUCAAGAACUGGAAGAUGAGAAAAAGGUUGAUUUUGGGACCAUCAUAUUUGAAGAUGUAGCCGUAACAUGCUAUAACAUGUUAGACCAUUAUGUAAUGUAUAAACAGUACCUUGAAUCUAUGAAGCUUGUCCAGGUCCCUGUUCAUUCCUUGGCUGGUGCUGAAGCAACAGCCGUCGCUCCUUUUGUCCCUGAAUUACUAUCAUCUCAAUCAGCUACCGGAGUGCAAGCUCCUGAAACACAGGCUCCUAUUCCAGUAGAGGUAGAUACCCGGUACUACAAGCACCUGAUGGAUACAGUCCCUACUGACAGCCACAGCAUCCCUCUCAUACUGCACUGUCUACUGGAACAGGUAACUGCUACAGUAGAUGAGAGUAAUCCUCUAGAUAAGGAGGUGCCUCCACGUGAUGAUGGCUUGAAUCACUUAUUGGCUGCUCAUAUUGACAGCAAAGCUGGCAAACUUGUCUUGACUGAAAAUGAGAAAAAGACAAUCUUUUCUGGAAAUGCAAAAGAAGAAAAGAAAACUGCAAAUUCCAACGGGCCGAUCAUGCUUCACCAUGGAGACGCAUUGACGUCACAAGCUCAUCACCUCCAGCCACAGAAUGGCCUCAAUCCUCUGCAAGCUCAGCUUCAAAUGCUUCAGUUCUUUCCAAGCAGCGCCUUGAAGGAUUUGCCAGAGCCAAAAGGGCGGGAAAUUGCCGAGCGCGCCGCGCGCGCCAACGAAUUACGUCACUUCCUGAUGUCAAAAUCGGUUAACCCCGCCAUCUUGGAUCAUGUUUUGAAGCAGUACGCGUUCGAGGGGAUGCUUCUAAAGACUGUUACUGAUGAUGGAUUUAUCAUUGAUCCUGUUGAUUUGGAUGAAGCAUUCAGAUCCUACUCUAACCCCUGGGAUUAUCCCUACAACAAGCUUGAGGACUUCAUGAAGGUCAAAUUCUGUAGUGACGAGUCUGGCAAUCUAAAGAUAGCUGAGGUCGAUAGUAAUUCUCCGCUGACUUCAUUUCGUAACCUUGAUGAUUGGUGCUUCGUAGAACAUUUUGACCAAACAACACUCCUGCAGGUAUUUUUAAACUCUGUAUACUAA
Molecule: messenger RNA, 2169 nt
Organism: Actinia tenebrosa (Australian red waratah sea anemone)
Lineage: Eukaryota; Metazoa; Cnidaria; Anthozoa; Actiniaria; Actiniidae
Product: sperm-associated antigen 17
Biological process (GO): axonemal central apparatus assembly; epithelial cilium movement involved in extracellular fluid movement
Cellular component (GO): axonemal central apparatus
Source: RefSeq, a predicted model, not a curated record